Prorocentrum cordatum is the source of this 822-nucleotide messenger RNA. The record is from the annotation of a GenBank genome assembly. NCBI's taxonomy places the organism in Eukaryota, Dinophyceae, Prorocentrales, Prorocentraceae.
AUGCGCAGUGUUGCUGGCAGUUUCUGUGGCUUCAGUGGCAGCGGCUCUCUUACUCUGUACCUGGCGGUUCAGAAGCAGCGCAAUUUCGACCCGAUCUACCAUGCCACCUGCAGCCUGUUGCAGCAGUACUCGGUCUGGGUGUGGGCAGCGUGCGGCUCUCUCGCCAGGUUGCAGAGGGCCUGGAUGGCGCUGAAGGACCAGUUCGAGGCUGCUCGCGGCGCGGUCACUUGGGCCAGCGCUCGAGGUCCGAUAUCGGCCCUCUGGCUGACUCUGCGCAGGGUCGGGUGGGACAUGGCCAGUGCCACGGUCCUCGUGGACGACACGGGCGUUGGCAUCGACUUGCUCAGGGUCAGUCCCAGCGAAAUGCUGCACUACAUGUACCUGAGCCUCGAGCGCUGGCAAAGUGCGUUGGCCAAGCUCCAGUCAGAUGGCAUGUGGACGCCCGCUCGUCGGUGCGAGGCGGGUUACACGGACAAUGCUGUAUGUGUUUUCUGCGGUCACUCGCCUGCGGACCUCGAGCACGAGAUGUUCUUCUGCUCGGUGCACGAGGCGCAGGAGGGCGAGGAGCAGGGCCCAUACCCUGACGACGUGCUGCAGGUCAGGAAAGACAUCUGGGAGCAGGGCCAGACGGGUGCUGGCGCCGAGUGGGACCUCGCCACGGUCGACCUGCUCUACGCGCUGCCGAUGCGCCCUGAGUUUCGGCCUCCUGAGCCCAGCCUGCUGCCUGUCAAAGAGUGGGGGGCCCGCGAUGCCCCGUGGCCGUCCAAAGUUUUCGGAGACGGGUCUUGUUUCGAUCGUGAUUUCCCUGAGGUCUGUGGAUGA